ACCUGACUCGAACGAUGAAACCAGAUGGCAAAAUGAUUGAAGAUUGAUAUUCUGACGAUUUUUUCAUUGCAAUGCUUCACUAUCAUGGUGCACAGUAGAGGUCUGCGCAGGACGGAUUUCUUCAUCCCGCUCCCGCCGCACCCGCUGGCUUUCUGUCUGACUCCCACCAACUACUGCAAGAACUGGUCCCAAACACAACCGCAGUCCCGCAAUGUUAUUUUUUACAUGCUGUCUAGACCGGGCACGAAGAAUGACGGCUAAAAUCCAUCUCAUUCCAUCUUCUCCCACCGCCGACCACUGGAUUCCUCUCAAUACCAUAUUUGGUGGAAACGCCAAACAGAUGCUUCACAUUUAUACAUCCGGAUAGUGUUUGGCGUGCUCCUCCCAGGGAUCCUCGUUCUGCUGCCAGCCCUUCAGACCUCCACCACAGCGGAAACACACCACACGAUGCUGCGAUGUGGAGGGGAGUCCAACUGGCCUGGGGACAAGAGAUGAGACAUCACUCUCAGAUGGACACAGUUGACUUCUACCCCCAGAUCCAGCAGAAACUCAACGAUCUUGACGUGUCCAGCCGAGCAGGCCCAGUGGAGCGCAGUCCUUUGGUCCUGGGAGAGGGGAAAAGCACAGGAGACCGGAGGAAUAUGGAAGGGGACAUGUGGAUGUAUCAGCAAAUGUAGCUAGUUAGCUCACUAGCUAACUGACUGCUGCCUGAAGCAGCUAGCUAGCUGGAUUUCAGGACCCACGUUGACGCGUCAUGCAGGUAUUCAGAGGAGUUCACCAACAUAUAUUAUGACUGCAUGGACAAGAAAAGGAGGAACUUGAUGCGGCUCUACCUGGACAAAGCGACCCUGGUCUGGAACGGGAAUGCUGUGUCAGGGCAGGCUGCUCUCGGGGAAUUCUUUGAGUCGCUUCCCUCUAGCGAGUUCAGUGUCCAGACUCUGGACUGUCAGCCAGUGCACGAACAGGCAACCCAGGGCCAGACCACGCUGCUGGUGGUGACGGCAGGACAGGUGAAGUUUGACGGACAAAAGCAGCGCUACUUCAAUCAGAACUUCCUCCUCACAGCCCAGGCGUCGCCCACCAGUGAUCAGCCUGUCUGGAAGAUCGCCAGUGACUGUUUCCGCUUUCAGGACUGGAGUAGCUGAGGCCUACUUUAAUCUGGUUUCAGGGUCGUGUUCAUUAGGGCACACAAUAGCUAAACAAAUUGCAACGAGCUACGAAAACAAGCAUUUCUUAUUGGACACGUUUCAGUCUGUUUGGUGCCUAAUGAGUACAACCCUGCUUUAAGAUUAGGUCUUUAUUGUAAUGCCAGUUACACUGUGUACCUAAAGACUUUUGUAAUAAAAUAAAUACGAAGUAGUCAAAUACAAAACAUUUUUAUUCACCAAUGUCCCCAAAAGCAUGUGACCCCCAGAAUGGAAUAAAUAACAAUUUUUCAAACAAAGACGGAAAGUAUUUGGAGAAAGAAGUGGACUGGACUCUCAAAUGUUAAUUACAGACCUGCUUACUGUUGUGACAUAACGUGAAAAUAUCUUACUAUCCUCAUAACAUUACUUUGAGUAUUCAGGUAAAGACAUCUAUUGCUAUUGCCCAUGUGGUCUAUACUCCUGGCCAAAUAAUAUAUUAAAUAUCUGCUAUUUUAAGUUUCCUGAGUGACACAUUUGGUGUGACAUAUGCAAAGCGAUACAACCAAAUAACAUAUUUGAUAGGAAUAGAAUGUACAAAAAAUAAAAUAAACCGAAUUGUU
This is a messenger RNA of Coregonus clupeaformis (lake whitefish), 1747 nucleotides long. RefSeq names its product NTF2-related export protein 2-like. The coding region runs from base 798 to 1145 and encodes 115 amino acids. Gene Ontology annotation, biological process: protein import into nucleus. Gene Ontology annotation, cellular component: nuclear pore central transport channel. NCBI's taxonomy places the organism in Eukaryota, Metazoa, Chordata, Actinopteri, Salmoniformes, Salmonidae. The transcript is spliced from 9 exons. The record is from RefSeq and is a predicted model, not a curated record.